GUAGUGGGCGGAUACACAGAGGCUUGAUAGGGACCCGGUGGUUGCCGUGACAACAGAACAGCGGCCUAUGUAGAAUGGAACGUAUGUGAUGCGCUAUACGUUGCAUAUUACAGCUGCGUGCUGAUAAGCCGGAAUCCCAGGGAAAUGCUGCUGUAGAAAUAUCACAGAGACUGCAUCAUGUCCUCGGCGUCAGACAGCGCCCGAGAGGGUGAGGCUUCAAAAUGGUUGGACGCUCAUUAUGACCCUGUUGCAGGUCUGAAUACAGUCUCCUCUUGCACUGCUCUUGCUGAUUUAAAUGGAGAUGGGGAUUUUAAGAUGGUGGCUGGUGAUAUGGGCACUGGGCCAUAUAACAUGAAGCUGAAAGUGUAUAAGGGUACAAGUCUGAUGUCUGAGAAUGCCUUGCUUGAUAUGCCAACGGGUGUUGCAGCCUUCCUGAUGGAUCAGAAUGAGCCACGCACACCAGCUGUGGCUGUAGCAUCUGGACCAUUCAUAUAUGUAUACAAGAAUUUGAGACCUUACUUCAAAUUCACUCUGCCAGCACUGGAGGUCAACCCCCUUGAGAAGGAAGUGUGGGAUCAGGCUAAAGAGGACAAAAUAGACCCUGCAACAUUAAAAGAGAUGCUGGAGGGGAUCAGGGACAAAGCAGAGGUCCCUCUUUCAGUGAGGUCACUGUGGUUCCUGAUGCUUGACCUGCGGGAAAUGGAAGCCUUUGUGAACACAUAUAAACAGUUGCCUUUGAAACGGCAGACUGUGAUUACAUGCAUGGGUACUCUGAAGAAGAACAUGGCAGAUGAGGAUGCUGUGUGCUGCCUUGUGAUAGGUACAGAAAGUGGGGAAAUAUUUAUACUGGAUCCAGAAGCAUUUACUAUUCUGACCCGGGUCAGCCUUCCCAGUGUACCGACUAUCCUGGAUGUGACCGGACAGUAUGACAUUGAAUACCGUAUUACUGUUGCUUGUCGUAAUGGCAAUGUAUACAUUCUGCGCAGAGACUCCAAGCGGCCUAAGUACUGCAUUGAGCUGAGUGCGCAGGUGGUGGGAUUGGUCCGUGUACAGAAAAAUAUCAUGAUUGGAACCUCCCAAGAGACUCUUCAUGGAUACUCGCAAAAGGGGAAGCGGCUGUGGACAGUUACUCUGCCUGCGUCCAUCAUGACCAUGUCUUUGUUGGAGCAGAAGUCACGCAGCAUCCAAGCUGUGCUGGUGGGCCUAAAGAAUCUGGAAGUUCACCUGUACAGAGAUAAGAACCUGCUGAGUGUCAUAUCUACCCCAGACAUAGUGACAAGUCUUUGCUUCGGAAGAUAUGGAAGAGAGGAUGACACUUUGAUCAUGACUACCACAGGAGGGGGUCUAAUUAUUAAGAUCUUAAAGAGAACGGCACAUUUUGAAGAUAAGGAUACAGCUCCUGGCCCACCUACUGGACAAAGCAUUAAACUCAAUGUCCCCAAGAAAACCAAACUCUACGUAGACCAGACCCUUCGGGAGAGAGAGAAUGCAGUAGCCAUGCACCGUGUAUUUCAAAUGGAUUUGUAUCGCCUGCGUCUUAGUGCUGCUCGAGCGUAUGUGAAAGCCCUAGAUGCCAGCCUCACUCCAGUGUCCUCAACCAUGCAGGAACCACUCACUCUGAGUGCCGCUGUACAGGGUAUUGGUCCCCGCUUCAAACUAACUCUGACUUUACAGAAUACAUCCAUAAACAGACCUUCUAUGCAGCUUCUGAUUAGUUUCUUGUAUGAUGAACGACUUUACCAGCUCAAGCCAGCCUUCUUUAAGGUUCCAUUACUUGUCCCUGGCUUAAACUAUCCAAUAGAGACAUUUGUAGAUUGCUGUUGUGACAAAGGAAUCUCAGACAUUAUUAAGGUUUUUGUCCUGAGGGAGGGGAAGAGCACACCCCUGCUCACUGCGCACAUCAAUAUGCCAAUCAGUGAGGGUCUGGUGGCUGCGUGAUCAGAGGAGGCUGAGAACCUACAGGGAUGACCAUUUUAUUGAGAGGAAGGCAGUGAUGGAAUUCUCUAACCACAAGGAUUUAUAGAAGGACCAGCGAUUCAUUACGCAAUAGCUCAUUUUAGGAACACUUAAAGAAAUGGAACAUCUCGCUUAUUACUAAAAUGUUCUGAUGUUACUGCACCAGUACAAUAUAUAACUCUGGGGCAAGUUUAGACUCCUGUACGCAUAUAUCGUCUGUCUAGUGAACGGUACACUAGCUUAUCUAAGUGGAUGGAUCAUAGAUUUAUUUAUAUUUAUUUAAUUCAUAUUUUUGUUGUGUGUAUUUUGAAAUACACCUUUGUAAGUGCGGCACUGGCCACAGAAACUCAACCAAACACUAUUGCAGUAUGUAACCUUUUUAGAAAAUCAUUGGGGCUUGUUCUUCAGGAGCUGGAGAGCAAGUAACUUCCCAGAGUAGGACAGUAUGUUCUCUGCACACUAUAACUUGUGUGUGUGCAUCUAAUGGUGGGUACACACUGAUAGAUAUAUCUGCCGAUCAAUUGAUCUGCAGAUAUAUCUAUGAACGGAUCGGGCAGUGUGCUGUGCAUACACACUGCCCGAUAUGUCGGGGGCUGACGUCAUGAACUGGGCGGGCGUGUACACACGCCCGCCCAGUUCAGCUGUCAAUCACCGCCGGCUGCCGCAGCAUGUGUACGGGUGGUCGGCCGGCCGCACGUACAUACACAGCGGAGCGCAAAUAUAUCGGUAGAUAUAUUGGCCGUCGGCUGUGCUGCGUAGCCGAUCCGAUAUGUCUGUGAACGACGGACCCGCGAUAUAUCGGCCGUUCAAUAGAACGGCCGAUAUUAUUCGGCCAGUGUGUACAGGCCUUUAGGAACAACUUCUAGAAUGUACUUAGAAAACACGUCUCAAAAUCAAGAACAUUAAAAAAAAAAAGUUACAUGUAACAUUCUAUUUUUCUUAUGCAACUAUUCUUUUUUUAAAGAUUUAUUUUUAGAAUAUUAUAUACAUUUUCACCAAAUAAAAAUGAAAAUCUAUAGAAA
Molecule: messenger RNA, 2978 nt
Organism: Pseudophryne corroboree (corroboree frog)
Lineage: Eukaryota; Metazoa; Chordata; Amphibia; Anura; Myobatrachidae
Gene: BBS1
Product: Bardet-Biedl syndrome 1
Exons: 17
Coding region: 178-1938 (586 amino acids)
Biological process (GO): protein localization to cilium; non-motile cilium assembly
Cellular component (GO): axoneme; centrosome; BBSome
Molecular function (GO): smoothened binding; patched binding
Source: RefSeq, a predicted model, not a curated record